AUGUCAUGGCCAGAGGCUCAGAGUUACUGCAGAGAGAGAUUCACUGAUCUGGCUACUGUAGACAGCAUGGGUGACGUGAACAGGCUGUUAAAUAUAGUGGAUGCUGGAUACAAUGGAUCAGUGUGGAUUGAACUGAAGAGGGGGACACAGAACCGCUGGGGUUGGUCUAACGGAGAUGAUACACUCGCACAGUACAAAAGCACUGGAGACAUCAGGAUAGCAUUGUUCAAGAAUUGGACUGAAGCUCAGAGCUACUGCAGAAUGUAUCACACAGAUCUGUCCAUCAUCCGCAACAAAGAGGAUACGACUCGGCUAAGAAGAAUUAUUGUAUAUCCAGAGGUCCUCUGGUUUGGUCUGUUCCUGGACUCUUGGGAAUGGUCUGACAAAUGGAGCCGCUUCUUCAGAUACUGGGCAGCAGGUCAACCAUCCAAGAGAUCAGGAUCUGGUGACUGUGUUGGCAUGUUGAGAAAUAAUUCUGGAAAAUGGGCUCAAUACAGCUGCGAUCUACAGCAGCCUUUUUUUUGCUAUGGAGAUGAAAAGUUGGUUAGAAAACAGAUUGUCAGGCUGAAAUUGUCCUGUAAUGGAAAAUGCGCAGUGAAUGAUCAUUCACUACUGACGGCCAUUCUGAAUAAGAUAAGUGAAAAACUGAAGAGCAUGGGGCUGCAAAAUGACAGCAAAAUAAGCUGGAGAAAGGGGGAAGGUGAAGAGGUGUUUCAUGAAGAGAUCAACCGUACGGCCAAUUCUAAUAAUAAAUGUAGAGGACCGUAA
This is a messenger RNA of Sinocyclocheilus anshuiensis, 768 nucleotides long. Its product is annotated as C-type mannose receptor 2-like. The coding region runs from base 1 to 768 and encodes 255 amino acids. The record is from RefSeq and is a predicted model, not a curated record. The transcript has 4 exons. NCBI's taxonomy places the organism in Eukaryota, Metazoa, Chordata, Actinopteri, Cypriniformes, Cyprinidae.